UCCUCAGUUAGUUCCUGACCUGUGCUGUGUAACGACGUCACUCUGUCUCAUUCCCCCCAGCUUUACUUGCGGUCUAUGAGGGAUUUCGCUGUGAAAAUCGAGGGAUUAUGUCUGACUUUAUUACUAAGUUCAGUGUUUGUAAACGGAGGGGCGCGAGGCUUAGGCCAAGACAGCAGUCUAGGCAUAGGCCUCCGGAAGUGUGAAAGGAUAACCAUACCCAUGUGCAUGGAAAUGCCCUACAAUACAACCAGGAUGCCUAACUUUCUUGGGCAUUUCAGCCAGGCAGAAGCGGCCAUUCAAGUCCAUGAAUUCAUGCCAUUAGUGGACAUUGGUUGCAGCCACUUCUUGCGGUUCUUCUUGUGCUCCCUUUAUGCCCCCAUGUGUACCCCUGUUGUGGGCACUGCCAUCCCUUCAUGUCGGUCUAUUUGCCUAGAGGUUAAGUCCAAGUGCCUGCCAGUCCUGCGGUCUUUCAACUUUUCAUGGCCGGCAGCUCUAGAAUGUUCCCGUUUGCCAACGCCCGGGGGUGCUGAUGGGUUAUGUAUGGAGUAUCCCAACAUCACAUCCCCUGAGCCAUUGCCUCCCCCUGUCAGAGAUAGGCCCUACUCUGGGAGCUCAAUCCGUGUAACCCCAGCUCCACCACGUGUGCAACAGGAAUCCACUUGUCCUCAUCGGCAAACUUGGGUUGCCACCAAAGAAGGUGGUGUGUGCGCCCCUAAAUGUGGAAAGGACGUCUUCUUCAGAGAUGCAGACAAACAGUUUGCCGAGGUAUGGUUGCUGGUAUGGGCUGGGCUUUGCUUCCUGUCAACACUUUUCACAGUACUGACAUUCUGGCUUGAACCUGCGAGAUUCAGAUAUCCAGAGAGAACUAUAAUUUGCCUCUCACUCUGCUAUUUGCUCUAUUGCCUUGCAUAUCUUGCCAGGCUUGUUGUACCAGCUGAAGUGUUGUCUUGUGAAACAUCUCCAAAUGGAAUUUCACAUCUUGCAGUUGAAGGUUUGCAUUCGUCAGGGUGUAUCAUUACAUUCAUUUUACAGUAUUACUUUGGUAUGGCAUCAGGCAUUUGGUGGGUGGUCUUAACUUUCACUUGGUUCCUCUCUGCGGGCAAGAAAUGGUCUUCAGAAGCUCUACAAGCUUAUGCUUCGUACUUCCAUGCGGCAGCCUGGGGAUUACCAGCUAUAUCCACUAUACUUAUCUUGACAUUGAAGCAGGUUGAUGGUGAUGAGCUCAUUGGCCUGUGCUAUGUUGGAAAUGUAAAUAAUUGGGCCCACAUGGGAUUUGUCAUUGCACCUCUUACUUCAUUAUUAGUAUUGGGUACUUUCUUCAUUGUCUUUGGGUUCAUAGCAUUGUUUAGAAUUCGGAAAGAAAUUAAGAAUGAAGCAGAUGGAACCCAUAACAACUCAGGUUCAUCACCACCACUAAGUGCUACAUCUUACCAAAUGGCUACAAAUGUAAACAAACUUGAAAAGCUAAUGGUACGCAUAGGUGUAUUUUCUGUGCUGUAUACUGUCCCUGCUCUGUGUGUUAUUGCGUGCAACGUUUAUGAAUAUCUGAACCACCAGCGGUGGCAUAUGCUGGCCUCUUAUGCAGCUGUAGAAUGUAGUUCUGGGGUACACCACUCGGGGAUUAAUCGACAGAAGUAUCCCACCAGCCUACGAUACAGUGCGAGUAAGUGCACAUUAGAACAGAGCAUACCCUCUGUGGAGAUCUUCAUGUUGAAGAUAUUCAUGUCCUUAGUCGUUGGUAUUACGUCUGGAAUGUGGAUUUGGUCAUCAAAAACGGUAUUACUGUGGCAAAAAUUCUUCUUGGGUCUAUGUGGUCAGCGUCGAAACUUAAGAAAGAAAGAUGGCCAUGUGUAUCACUUACCAAACCAGGUGCCAACUAUAGUGAAGUCUACCAAUGGUUGCCAAGAAUAUAAUCCUACAAGUCAGGAUCAUCUAUCGCAGGCAUCAGGCUAUCCAGUAAACCAUCCCAGCAGAUCCCAUCAUCCUGUCGGUGUGCAUUUAUCCCAGCUUUAAGACCAUAUGUAUGUUGAUUGUUAUUGAAGAUUAUUUUUAAUAUGAUUAUAAAUCAUGAUUUUUUUUUUGUAGUUUUAUGGGAGACUUGCCAGUGAAAUGGCAGUUGUACCUUCAAAAACCCUAUAGAGCUGAAACUUGCCUGGUUUGGCAUUAGGGAAAUUGACAAGCUGGAGCUGCUGUAAAGAGUACCAGUGGAUAUUUUUUAAAUGCAAGUUACAUAGCCUAGAAAGCUAGUAUAUGGUUUUCAAAUGGUAUGUAAGGUCAUUAGUUGUAAGUAAUAGUGUAAUGGAAGACAGUUUAUCGACAAGAAACACAUGUUUUGAUCUGGAUUUUUAUAAGGAAGAGUUUUUCAGAUUUUCCAUCCUAUUUGUAGGAAAUUUAGAAUAUUAAAAAUGUCAUACAUGUAAGGCAAGAUUUGACACAGCAAAUAUACAUGUUCGAGUCAUAUUGCUGGUUAAUUUGCACUGUUGUUGAUAAUACGUAUUGUACUUGAGUACCUGUAUACCUGACUUACAGAAAAACAAGGGAUGACUUAAUACUGUAAAAUGAAGUCUUAUCUAAGAUUACAUAUCUUAUUCUAAGAUAUGUAAUUCUUCUAAGUACAGGUAUUGAUAUUUUUAUUACUUAUUGUUUUUCUAGUACAGUAUCCAAAUUUCCUAUGAUUCCACUGAGAUGUCAGCACAUAACUGAACAACUUGAAGUGGUUACGACCUAGAAACACAUGGCAAUUUAGUCUCCAAGGGUUACCAUAAUUUAGUCCUCAUAAAAAGCAAGUGAGAUGUAGAUACAUUGUUCUUACUUUUUAUCUAAAUUGAAAAAAUAAAUCUAAUUGUGUAUGACAUGACCAAUAGAUUUUGGAAAAAUAUUAUCCCAGGUAGCAGAAAUCAGGUUCAAAUGUUGAUAAAUACAAGUGUUCUGCAAAUGACGUGCACCACAGAGACAGUCAAAAUCAGAUUAACAAAUUAAAUGUCGAAUGUUGGACAGUAAACCCUGUGUAUAAAUAAAAUCUUAGUAAUUUUGAAAUGCAGAAGAAAACAUUAAAAUGGGGUACAUAUUUUAACAAACCAUUCUUAAUGUGUAAUUGAAUAAAGGUUCUAUUAAAAAUUUUGAUCAGGAGCUGACUUCUUUGUAAAAUUAAUUAAACAUUUCUUUUAAGAUUUUUAUGAAGUUUAGAACAAAGUGAGAGUUCAUGGAAUUUUGACAUUCAAACAUUUCUAGAUAUUUGAGGUUUGUGUGAAGUGUUAAACAACAGCUCAGAAUUGUUUGUGAGACUAUAAAUUUGUAAGGUUUUUUAUUAAUAUGAACAAAAAUGUAACAUCUUGACUACUUGCAAAACAUCAACUCAAGAUUCAAAUGGUAAAAAAGAAUUAGUAAUUUUUUAGUCUCUAUGAAGACUACUGGAGUUCCAUGAAACCUAAAUGUAUGUUGAAAACUUAGAAAUAAAUGGUUUUGUUUGGCUUUACUAUACAUUUAAUUGCUUGUCAUAUUCUGCUAAAUUUUCGGGAAUAAUUUGUACAUGUAAAUAAAUUUUGUUAAAUCAGUAUUACUCUAUGAAAACGUACUGACAGAUCUCACUUCCAGUUCAAGGUUUAGUGGUUUAAUUGCACAACAUAUUUUCAGCAUACCACUAACUGGUUCUUGACCUCAAAGCAUGUAUGUUGUAUAUAAUGUAUAUCCCUAGCUGUUGAAUAGACAGUGUUAGGUGUCCUUUAUGUAUAUUUUUGUACAUAUUAGUUGUAAACUAAAAUAUAUAUGCUAUAUACAAUGGAAAUUUCAUUCACCUCCAGACGUACAAAGCAAAUUUCAAACAAAAGUGAAGUAACUGUAGUGGAGGUGUACAUGGAGUUAAAUCUGCAAUUCUGUUUUCAAAUACAAAAUGGCAAUUAGAUGAAAAAUUCAUUGUUUUACAGUGAUACAAACCUUCACUUUUCAUUUGUUAUUUUUGUUACUAUAGACAUAUAAGCCUACAGGGUUUUAACAGUUAAUAUUCAUACGGCUAGUGGAAAUUUAUAAAUUGUACAAUGUUGGAAAAUAUAUGUAAAAUAAA
This is a messenger RNA of Macrobrachium nipponense, 4060 nucleotides long. Its product is annotated as frizzled-9-like. The transcript is spliced from 11 exons. Gene Ontology annotation, cellular component: plasma membrane. Bases 76 to 2013 code for a protein of 645 amino acids. The record is from RefSeq and is a predicted model, not a curated record. Gene Ontology annotation, molecular function: Wnt-protein binding; Wnt receptor activity. Gene Ontology annotation, biological process: canonical Wnt signaling pathway; non-canonical Wnt signaling pathway. NCBI's taxonomy places the organism in Eukaryota, Metazoa, Arthropoda, Malacostraca, Decapoda, Palaemonidae.